This is a messenger RNA of Paramecium tetraurelia, 874 nucleotides long. RefSeq lists its product as uncharacterized. The record is from RefSeq and is a predicted model, not a curated record. The transcript has a single exon. Lineage: Eukaryota; Ciliophora; Oligohymenophorea; Peniculida; Parameciidae.
AUGUAAAAGACCUCUUUAGUCAAUUUCUUACACAAUGGAUCGAAUUUUCAUCCUUUCGGAGACAAACCUGAAAAACUGAAUUCUACUGAAGGGAGAUUCGUACCAUUUAUAUUUGAAAGAAAUCAAGUUGGGAAAUUAGCUAAUGCUGAACUUUAUCAUCUGAAUUCAAACCAAAAGAGAAUUAAACAAACAACAAGCGAGCAAACACACUCAUUGAUUGCAGACACUAUUAUCAAAUCUAAAUUGCACACCGAAUAGGAUUCACCGAAAUAUGAUCCAGUAACCAAGUAUAUGACAUUAAUACCAACACAUCAUUAAAUCGACGAUCUACAAAAGACUAUAGACAUCAAAUCCUAUACUCUGAAUCAUACGUCUGUUGAAAGAGGAUAGCAAAUGAGAAAACAACCUAAAGGCUUAAAUCACAAGCAUUAAUUAAUCGGUAGAAGCACUAAGACUCUUACAUCUCAAAUACCUGCAAUAGGAAUUUAUGAUCCAUUACCUCUUAAUAGACAUCUACCAAACAUUCAAAUUAAGUCAAAAUCUAUUCAAAAACUACCUGAAGUUUGGGAACGCAAUACUUAAGUUACAACACCCAAAAUUAAUAUUAAAAAUAGUGAGUCAGAAAUGAUGUUUGCUAAAUAAAUUGCCCAAAUCAAUAGAGAAAUUGACUCAUAAAUGAAAAGAAAUCCAAAUCAGAAAUUCUCAUAAUUGCAAUUCGAUAUCCACGAAAACAUGAAUUUAGAAGAGGCUGAACAAAUGAGAAAUAGAAUGAAGCAAUAUUUCCAAAGUGUUAAGGAUAGUCUAGCCAAAAUCAAGAACCUUAUUAAUGUUAAGCGUUGAACAACUACAUUUUUUUAUAGAUUUUAUCUCCAUA